Messenger RNA from Eimeria tenella, 291 nucleotides. RefSeq lists its product as uncharacterized. Bases 1 to 291 code for a protein of 96 amino acids. The record is from RefSeq and is a predicted model, not a curated record. NCBI's taxonomy places the organism in Eukaryota, Apicomplexa, Conoidasida, Eucoccidiorida, Eimeriidae. The transcript has a single exon.
AUGUUGACUUCACGACCAGCAAGGCACCGUGAUACGGCCACUAAAGCUGCAACUGAGAGCUCGCAGGUUCCGGGGAAGCGGCGAAACGCCCCCAAACACUUACAUUGCCAAUUGAGUUUUCCUAAUUGGUAUUUUCAGAAAUUGAAACCCAGAUUUCACGCGAUUUGUUGCGCGAGCGCCGCGUUCGCCAAGGCGCGCUGCGCCGAGACAAGUCGACGUCCGCGAGCCAGAGACGCAAAAGCAUCGGUUUCCCACCACGCAGAAGCGUUGGGUUCACAGCUGUUCCAGUGA